Messenger RNA from Canariomyces notabilis, 1456 nucleotides. RefSeq lists its product as uncharacterized. Lineage: Eukaryota; Fungi; Ascomycota; Sordariomycetes; Sordariales; Chaetomiaceae. The coding region runs from base 115 to 1218 and encodes 367 amino acids. The transcript has a single exon. The record is from RefSeq and is a predicted model, not a curated record.
CGCGACGGUUCAACCUCCAACACAUUGAGAGCUGCAGGUCUCACCUCACACGAUCCGCUGAUUAUGAAUGGAUAAGAAAAUGUAUCCAUGCCACAAACAAGCAAAGAAACACACAUGACCCAAGACAAAUCCAGAACCCGCUUCCUGGAACCCUCACUCUCGGCAUUCCAUGCACCCCUCCCGGGCCUUUCGGGGCCCGGAGCCCGGGGCGAGGGUCCACCUCAACCCACCUCCUCCUCUUCGGCGGCCAACCCGCCCGAGAAGCCCCUUUCAUCCUCAUCAAUCUCCAUGCCGUCCCUGAUCUCCCCGCCUACAACCACCACCAACCCUCGCCGCGGCAUCACCACCACCACCAAGUCCACCACCAUCCCCAUCCCCAUCAGCUCCACCACCAUCCCCAGCCACGGACUCGGCAUCUCCAGCCUGUCUUCUCCUCCCUUCCAAGAUCAACAGCAACAAGGCCAACAACCCCAACCGCCACUUGUCCUACCCCCGUUGACCCUCCGCCGCGAGUCGUCCACGCGCGCGACCGAUAGGACGGACGCGCUGUGGGCCGAGAUGCAGGCCACGCUGGAGGCGGUCGAGCUGUCAGCCGGCGGCGACAACAGCUCCAACGCCACCGCCAACGGCGGCGGCGGCGGCCACAACCCACGCAUCUUCAGCCCCGAGCACGAGAGCAAGCUGGACGAGCUGCGCGCGGCACAGAUUGCGCUCGCGCAGGCGUGGGCGAGGAGUGAGGCAGACGAGGCCAUUGAGACUGUUGGCGGCGGCGGGGCGGGAGAGGCUGCCGGUGGUGGUGCUGGUGGUGCUGUGUCGGUCGGGACAGGGGUUGGCAAGAGUGACGGUGGUGCCGGUGUUACUGGUGGUGGUGGGGUUGGUACGGAGGCGGGGACAAGGAGUGCCAAGGCUACGACGGUCGGCACGGGGAGUGCGGCGGCGGCGGCUACGGCGGCGGGGAAUGCUAGGCCUGGGAGUAGCAGUGGAGCUGGACAGGAGAAUCUGGGGGCUAGGCUGGAGGAGGAAACCGAGGUGGAUAUCCUGCUCGCAAGAAAGCGCAGGGAGGCGAAUGAUCGGUAUUUUCAGAGGGUGAGUCAGGGGGUGCUGGAUGUGGUGGCCAAGUUGGAGGAGGUCGCUACUGCUAUGCGGGCUGUUGAGCAGGAGAGCAAGGAGCUCUGGGCGGAUGAGAAUGAAAGUGCUCCGGGGAGCGCGAAGCCGUAGGCCCAAGAAACGGACUUAGGGAGGUUAUUGUAUAGGUUACUAGGACCGAGAUAACUGGUAUUUCCGGCGUUGGAUGGUUUCGAGUUUCGACAUAGCGGGCAACCACUUCGGGUGGUCCUAGCCUCAGCAUUGCUAUGGUGUUUCAUGGCGUUUUAUAGGAAUUCGAAGAGAGUCAAGCAGCCUGCUACAUAUAGCCUUGUAAUGGAUUACGGUAGUGGUCUUGCAAAUUUUCAGCACG